GCCAUUUAGCAACAGAUGAGCAACGCGAUACAUGUUGAUUUUUGGGCAGCCGGAGACAAGCAUUGCCAUUGACAGGGUGCUUUAAAGUUCUACUUCUGACUGUGUAAUGGUUGUCCGGGUCGCUGUGCUUCCCUUCCUUCUUGCACUGUAGGCUGGCCAGUGUUUUAGAGGCUUCAUUUUCCAGAAACCGCGUGUUAUAGCUGGCAGUCACUUUCUCUGACGGAUCGCUAUGGAUGGGCUAUGGAUGAUAGCGCUGCUGCUGAUUCCGCUCCUGAUGUGGACCAGCAGCACGUUUGUUUUUUAUUUCAAAAAGUGCUUUUACGUCGCCUGGAUGAUGGUGUUGGCGCUUUUCGCGAUUCCUCUGUGUAUACUGAAAAGCGGGGGCAGAGACGUUGAAAACAUGAGGAUUAUCCGCGGCUUGGUUCGUCAUGUGAAGUAUUUCCUGGGCCUUCGAUUUGAUGUGAGCGGUUGGGAGCAUCUGCAGACAGAGGGACCCUACGUCAUCAUCUCCAACCACCAGAGCUCCCUGGAUGUUUUGGGCCUGAUGGAGAUCUUACCGGACCGCUGCACCAUGAUUGCCAAAAAGGAGUUGAUCUACGCCGGCACAGUAGGUCUCAUUUGCUGGCUGGGUGGCAUUGUCUUUAUCAACCGCAAGAAGACCAACGACGCCAAAAAUGUCAUGACUGACGCUGCCAAAACCAUGUUGGACGACCAGAUUCGUCUGUGGGUAUUCCCAGAGGGAACGCGAAACCAGAGAGGUGGCCUGCUACCUUUCAAGAAAGGUGCUUUUCACCUGGCGGUGCAGGCACAAGUUCCCAUCAUACCCAUCGUUUUCUCCUCAUACAGCAACUUCUACCUACGGAAAGAAAAGCAGUUCAAAUCGGGGACCAUCAGAUUGAAGAUCCUUCCAAAGAUCGACACAAAGGGGAUGACAUCAGAGGAUAUUUCAUCCCUCUCUGACAAAUCCUUCAACUUGAUGCUCUCUGCCUUCCAUUCUAUCUCUGACUCCGUAACCCAGAGCAACGGGCCGUCGCGGCACUGAAACAUUUACCACGCUCCCGCCUCUUUUUUUCCCCCUCUAUGUCCCUGUCUGAGAUCCAUCCCUCCCCCAGAUCUCCCCAAGUUGUCCCAUUACAUGGCCAGGAAACAACAUGACAUUGGUGUCUUGUCAUGAAAUCUCUUGUCUAGUUGACGCCGGGUCCAGUCUGCCUCUGGCCUGACCACACAGCACAGUCAGUCCCGACCCUCACUGUGUCUGCGGCAGCAGCAGCCGCGCUGCUCUGCACGCCGUGAGCGGAGUGACGGACGGCAAACCGAAAACAGUAUAGAUGUGUGUUCUUCUUCAUGCAUGCCUUUUUGGAUGGCUCUGUCCACCAUCAUCUUUUCUUUGCUCUCUGGCUUUGGAAGCCUGGCUUUAUUUUUUCUUAUUGUCUUUUAUCAUCUCCAUUUUGUACUGUUUCUUUUUGGCCUUUUUCUUUUUUUUCCUCCACCUGCCUUCUGUUCAGCAGAUACUCCUCUGCAUUUUUUUUUUUCUGUUUUAUAAAUCACAUCUCAUUAUCUCAUUUAUUUUAGUUCUCCUUGGAUGCUCUUGUACACACAUACACAAACACUCACUCACUCACAUGCUCACACUCUCAUUCUCAUACACUCACAAUUCAAAGUACCACAUCACCUUCCUUUCUUCUUGUGUGUUCUUCCCCCCCUCCCCCGUUUCUGCAUUCCAGUCUCUUGCCUAAAGACAAAAGGAGCGGGGUCUCCGUGAGUUUUGGAGUGUGUGGAGGUGAGAGGUUGACACCGGUCGACCAUGGACUUAAGUUCUGUUGCUGUGAAUUCAACUUUAUAUUCAUAUUGGCUUUUCAACUCAAUAACUGUUUGCUCCAUGACAAUGACAUACUUCAUGGUGUCAGAAUGCAAGGUGUUCAGGACUACAAGAUACAGCACUUAAUAACAAUAGCACCCAUCUGUACUGAAUUAAUGGACUAAAUAGGACAGAUCAGUGUUGUGCAUUGUGGUGUAUCAUUGUACAUUCAUUCAUUCAUUCUGUCGGUCCAAAAGAUUUGAAAUAUCCUGCGUGCAGCAUUGAGCAACAAGUGUCUUCUCCAUGUUUUUUUGCUUUCUAUUUAUUUAUACAUCAUUUAUUUCUUUGCUCCUAGUCAUAGAACUCACAAGUGAACCUAUUUAAGAUGUGUCAAAAGAUGUCAUAUUGUACAAUGUCCAACUGUUUUUGUUUUAUUUUUUUUUAGCAUUAAUGUUCCAAAGUGCAAGCUUCCUGCUGUGCCAUGACUGAGUGUUUUUGAGACGUUUCCAAAGUAAGACCAUUAUUAUCUCACUUUGACCUGCUUAAUCAGUUCUCCACUGACUGAUUUCACUUUACCAAUGAUAUAAGGUAGCUGCUUUUGAAAAGGGGUAAAACGUGUGAAAAAUUGUGAAAUGAUUUUAGAUCUCGAGCGCUUCUUUGAACUGGUCUGAUUUUUAUUUGUUCUGAUUAACUUGAAGAUUCACUAAUUACAAACAAAACUGGCAUACUUACAUCUUUAAUGGUUGUCCCUGUUUUUUUUUUUUUGUAUCAGUACAAAAAGUGAAUAACAUUGUUUUAAUUGUGAUUCAGUUAUAACUUAACCUCCAUAGAAGAAUUUUAGAUUAUUUCAGAAGUGUUUGCCUUAAGUUUGAUUGGUGGUUGUUGUUGCACCUUUGAUUGUUCGGCUAGUUUGCGUAUGCUUAAUCUACGUUGUGUAAUAUGUACUGACAAUGACUUCUUACCGCAUAGAACCAACUGAACUGUUUAGGUUUACAUCCAGGUUUAACAUAUUACAUUGCUCACUGCCUUUACACUGCAAAAUCACUUAUUUUGCCAGUUUUUGCCCAUCAAACCCCAUCUGAGAAUGUAUUUCAGCAUUCAGGAUAUUUGUGUACUACUAAUUGCAUCUUAUUGUCCCAUUAUUAUUGGGCAAUAAUAUUCUAUUGCAUUAACGUGGGAUGUUGUCUUGCAUACAGUCGGUGUCACAUAAGGAAAUGUAUUUAUUUGACCAUUUAAAUGUUGAAUUUAGAUUGGCUUGUGCGCACAAACCUUCUGAGGAGAUCAUCUUGUGAAUGGAUUUAUCAAUACUUUGGUACUAAGCCUGUACGUUCCUGUUCAUGGGUAGCUUCAGUGAUACCUGCUGGGCUUUCAGCUUUAAGUACAUGUGAUGGUGAGGUUUUCAAUCAUGUUCAAGGCCAGUAUAGAAUAUAGCCCCCUACAAAAACUAAUUGGUCUUUUUGUUUUCUUAGUUUGAAUAUAUUAACAUUUUCAUUUGUAAGGGCAGAUUUUACUUUUGCAGCAAGUGGUUUGAAUGUUAUAAAAGGACUCUACCAAAUUGAUAUCUUCCAAAAUAUGAACUAUACCAUAUACAUUUUGCUAACGGGAGUGUGUUAUCCAUUUAUUUCCAGUUCAUUUCCUCCUUAUUUUGUAAUACAAAUGUGUGAUUUGUAAGCUUUGUGUCAUAAGCUUGAACUUGUGGCGAACUGGCUCUGCAACAACCCUGCUGGUUGUUUUUAUGGCAGUUGUUUACGAAAAAAGAUACUGUAAGAUAAACUAUUCUAAGUAUUCUGAACCUUAAUAAAGCACUUUUCAUGCUGAGUUUGGGUGGAAAAAGGACUUCAAGUGUUUUUGUUGUUUUUUUUAUUUUCCCCAAAGCUAUUAAAGUGUAAUUGGUGGUAGCUUUACAUCGAUAUGAGAAACGGAGCCGACAUCCUGCAGAGCCUUGUAUGUGUGUGGUCCCUUAUUGUAUGUGUGUGUAAAUAUGCACACAUGGUAUAGACGCCCAUAUAGUAUCUGGUUAUUAUUAAUGAUGUAGUGUUCUUGACUUCACCUAUUCUAGGUAAACGUGAAUGUCUUGCAAAAGAAUAAAUAAAAAUCAAUUCUAUUUUUUUCUUA
Etheostoma spectabile (orangethroat darter) is the source of this 3913-nucleotide messenger RNA. RefSeq names its product 1-acylglycerol-3-phosphate O-acyltransferase 2 (lysophosphatidic acid acyltransferase, beta) (gene agpat2). The transcript has 6 exons. Lineage: Eukaryota; Metazoa; Chordata; Actinopteri; Perciformes; Percidae. Bases 230 to 1042 code for a protein of 270 amino acids. Gene Ontology annotation, molecular function: 1-acylglycerol-3-phosphate O-acyltransferase activity. Gene Ontology annotation, biological process: phosphatidic acid biosynthetic process. The record is from RefSeq and is a predicted model, not a curated record. Gene Ontology annotation, cellular component: endoplasmic reticulum; membrane.